This is a messenger RNA of Diorhabda sublineata, 3127 nucleotides long. It is a transcript of the gene INTS7, whose product is annotated as integrator complex subunit 7. The record is from RefSeq and is a predicted model, not a curated record. Gene Ontology annotation, biological process: snRNA 3'-end processing. The transcript is spliced from 14 exons. Lineage: Eukaryota; Metazoa; Arthropoda; Insecta; Coleoptera; Chrysomelidae. The coding region runs from base 167 to 3043 and encodes 958 amino acids. Gene Ontology annotation, cellular component: integrator complex.
GGUUAUGAAUAAAUUGUUUAUUAUAAAAACUUGGUAGAUCAUUUGUUUCUAUAGAAAGUAAUGACAGAAAAAGAAGAAGAAUAUAGCGGUUAAGUCUACCGAAAAAUACCAAAACAAGCUAUUUAAUUAUUGUUUCUAAUAAAUGUUUAAUUAAGAAUUUGUUAAAAUGAUGGGAGUAAGAGUAAAUACUUUCAACGAAAAUAAUUUAGGUGAACCUGAUCAAGAUGCCAAUUCAGCUUUAACCGAACUAGACAAAGGUUUAAGAUCGGCUAAAGUAGGUGAACAAUGUGAAGCUAUUGUAAGAUUCCCUAAACUAUUUGAAAAAUAUCCUUUCCCGAUUUUAAUAAAUGCAUCUCUGCUUAAAUUGGCAGAUGUAUUUCGUAUGGGUAACAAUUUUUUGAGACUAUGCGUUUUGAGAGUUUGUCAACAGAGUGAAAAACAUCUAGAUAAAAUAUCAAACGUUGAUGAAUUUGUACGUAGAAUUUAUACUGUCAUACAUAGCAACGAUCCUAUUGCUAGAGCUGUGACUAUAAGAAUAUUCGGAGCUGUUGCGGCGAUUAUUCCAGAACGGCAGCAAAUUCAACAUUGUAUUAGGAGUAGUCUGGAUUCACAUGAUAGUGUUGAAGUGGAAGCAGCCAUUUAUGGUGCAGUUCAGUUCGCAGCACAGUCAAAAACAUUUGCAAUAAGUAUGUGUAACAAAGUAUCUGAUAUGAUACAAAGGCAGUCAACUCCUGCUAAUAUGAAGCUACAACUAAUUCCAAUUCUACAAUAUAUGCAUCAUGAUACAAAUACAUCAGCUAUGGUUAGAUCUCUCUGUAUUGAACUGUUACCAGGAUAUCCCGCUGUGGAAUUUGUCUUAGUAACUUUAAAUGCUUUAACAAAAUUAGCUGAAGCCACUUUAGUAGACAUACCGAGUCAGGUUAAUUUAUUAUUGAACUAUCUGAAGAGCGAUCCUCGUUGGGAAAUUAAAUUGAGAGCAUUACAACAUUUAUAUGAGUUAGCGAAACCAGGAGCACACUUAUGGCCUCCAGGUGCAAUUGAUGAGAUUAUAAAUUUUGCUUUGAAUACCGAUCAAAAGAAAAUUUUGUCUCCAUCUUUAAGAGUGUUGCAAGUGUUGGUGGAAUCCCCAAAAAUGUGUUACGAGCACAGAUCAUCGGGUUCCAAACUUAGAGAACUCUGUUACAAUCACUGUUAUUCUCCAGAACCCAAAAUAGGGGCGCAAGCGAUACAAAUACUCAGCCAUAUAUUGUGUUAUUGCUAUAAAGAAAAUAUACCAACUGAAGGGGAAGAAGAAAUAACAGCAGCAUUAGAAACGCUAAUUUUAUUAUUAACUUUUAUGAAAACAAAACAUUCGGUACAUUUAAAAACAGUUUUAAAAUGUGCCGUUCAAUUAUGUGAAGCUAAAGAUCAAUUCUGUGAAAUAUUUGUAGAAUUGUUAGGAACUCGAUUGGAUAAUGUUGAUGGCGAUAAUACUCUGACGAUAUGUGAAACUCUUGGCGCUAUUGGUAGUUUAAGACCGGAAACUCUAAUACCACUUAUUGAUACUAUUAUAAAUAUAUUAACGGCUCUGAAUGAAAUUAGGGAACCGACUCAAUUGCAAACCCAAACGAAAACCAUGUUAUGUACUUUGAUGUUUCAGACUUUAUGUGGUCACAAAUGGAAUGAAGAUACUUUUGAUAUUGUGAUGAAAGUAGUGGGUAAUAAUAAUAUGUGGGCUAAUUAUUGUAUAGCAAGAGCUGCUAUGAGAUACGGUCAUCAUAAGGUGGCGCAUCAUAUUUUCCUUGGACUUACUGAACAAGUUAGUUCAGAACAUUUCCACUUUUGGUUGAUAUGUUUGAAAGAAUUAUCCAAAGCUGAAUGCGAAUUGUACAGUGAAGAUUCCGAAACGCUUAUCACUAGAUUAGAUUCCGCCGUGAUACAUUAUAAUAAAGCGAUAGCAGCUUUAAAGGCUGCUAGUACCCCUCAACAUAAUCUGGCAUUUCAAGCGGAAUAUAUGAAAAUUAGAACCGAUUACUUACAUUGUUUAUUACAAUUGAUUUAUAGUUGUAAUAUAUUGUGUAUAGUACCACCUCCGGCGAUAGCAGCCACUUUAGUUCAGAAUACUAGAGACGAAUACCAGAGGCACGGUUAUAUUACGAAUCAAUUGAGAAAAUGCGCCAAGGAUUUUAAAAAUUGCGGUGAUAUGCAUUGGAAAUUGUAUCAAACAACUUUCGAUGCCGAUCCUGCCACACUUGAAAUCAUACAAAUUCUGCAACAAACUUGUGUCUUAUUAGAAAAAUGUGUGGAAAGUUUGUGUGUGAGUGGUACUAAACUGAAAGACGAAUACAUCGAAUUCGGUUCCAAGCAAACUAAAUUGGAAUCGCAGCAACUUGUAAAGGCUUGCGAAAACGCUUUAAAAAUCGCCCAAAGCGUUUCGGAGGAAAAUAAUUCCACUAUAACGCAUAGUCAAGUAGAAGUUCUAAAAAAAAUAAUAGAAAUAUUAAUAAACGCAUCUUUACCGAUACCCCGGUAUUUUUUCCAAGUAUUACAAUCAACCAGCGUGAAGUUGGCCAUAUCACCGCAACCUAGAGUAUUGGGGGAAUUUAUAAGCGUACAAGCCGGUUCGCAAUUAGCUGUCAAAGUAGAGGGCGUUAUACAACACGGCAUGAAACCGGGAUUAUUCCGAAAAAUAGACGAGGUUAUUAUUAACGUCACUUCGCAGUUGCAAACUAAUCCGAAAAAUAAAGAUAGUUUGGAUCCUAAGCUGCUGGAACAAGUGUCAAUUUUGACACAAACCGUUACACCACACAAAGAUUUUUUCACCGCUCAAUUUUUAUUGGCUUUUCCUAGAGGUGGGCAAUAUUUGUUAUCGGUCGAAGCAUCCGUUAUUGACGAAGAAACUAAUAUAUGGAAAACUGGACCGAAAUCUACUUUAACCGUAAAAGUACCAGAAGAAACUAAAUUGGCUCCUAUAACGGUACCUGGUAUGGCCAACAAUGCAAACGUGAUUCUUAUGCCGGAAGACAGCCUAUUCGUACGUCCCCAACAAAAAAAGACUAUUUAGUUAAUAGAAUUUAUAUUUACACUAAAAAAAUAUUUUAUAAACAAUUCCAAUAAAAAAUAUGUUAACAAUUAUAAACUUUAUUAU